GGAGGGCCCCUUGCGGCUGUGGGACGGGAGUCGGGGGCUGGGGAGCCGCAGGUACGCCUGUCGCGAGGACGCCUCUGCGCUGGACGGUAGGAGGUUGCCGUGGGAACGGCGGGGGCAGCGCUCACGCCCGCGCACGCUCAGGAGCGUCGCCGACCAAUGACGUACUUGGCAGGCGCGCGGGCCGGCCUGGCCGUUGGCGCCCAUGGAGCCGGAGCUGCUGGUUCGGAAGGUGUCUGCCUUGCAGGCCUGCGUCCGGGGCUUCUUGGUCCGACGCCAGUUCCAGAGCCUGCGAGCUGAGUAUGAGGCGAUUGUACGAGAGGUCGAGGGCGACCUGGGCACGCUUCAGUGGACCGAGGGCCGCAUUCCCAGGCCGCGAUUCCUCCCAGAGAAGGCAAAAUCCCACCAGACCUGGAAAGCAGGAGACAGGGUAGCAAAUCCAGAGCAGGGGCUGUGGAACCACUUCCCAUGUGAAGAGUCUGAGGGAGAGGCCACCUGGGAGGAGAUGGUGCUGAAGAAGUCAGGAGAGAGCUCAGCAAAUCAAGGAAACCUCUGCAGAGAUCACAGCUCCUGGCUUCAGAUGGAGCAGAACAGGAAACCCAGCCAAGAGGAGACCAGAGACACGACAAGGAUGGAGAAUCCAGAAGCCACAGAUCAAAGACUGCCCCACAGCCAACCUCAGCUUCAAGAGCUUCAGUACCACCGCAGCCACUUGGCCAUGGAAUUGCUGUGGCUGCAACAGGCCAUCAAUAGCCGUAAGGAGUACCUACUUCUCAAACAAACACUGAGAUCCCCAGAGGCAGGCCCGAUCAGAGAGGAACCCCAUGUGUGCCUUGAACAUGGGGAACAGGCCUGUGAGAGGGACCAGUCACAACCAAGUGCACCACUGGAGGACCAGUCCUACAGAGACGGGACCACUGGACAGGUAGAACAGGAGGAUGACUCCUGUCACAGGGUCAGAUCACCCCACAGAUCCCCAGGAAGUUUGGCCACUACACAAAAAAACAUUGCUGGGGCUAAGUGCAGAGAACCAUGCUACAGCAAGUCUGGGCCACCAUUGUCUAUACCAUCAAACAGCCAGGCCUUGGGGGACAGGCUCACCAAAGGGCCAGUCGAUGGAAGACAGACCUUUGGAGGGACCUGCCUGCUGCAGAUGAAAAUCCUGGAAGACCAGACCCCCAGAGGCUUAAAACCUAGGGACCAUUGUCCCAGGAAGUCCAGAACACAGCUGUCUGCACUCUAUGAGGACUCACAUAUUAAGAUAUCUCCCAGAAAACUAAACCACAAAGAGCCUGACUGCCGAACAGCCAGGACACAAGAGUUGGGCCUCUCAGAGGACCACAUCAUCUGGGAUGGUACCUUGGCGGGGCCAGAGCACAGUGUCCUCCAUCUCUGGAGGACUAAACCACCCAAAGGCCAGGCCCCCACUGAUAGAAGCUCCAGAGAUGGAACCUCCAAUGAGCCUAGUCAUGAAGGACGGAAAAGCCAGAGGACUAUACCAUGGAGAUCAAAGUCACCUGAGAUCUUGUCUUCUAUAGCGGCAGGCUGUACAGGAGAGGAACAAACAGGACUACCUGGCUAGACCCCAGGAAGCCAGGAGAGGAUCAAGUUCCAAAGGGGAACGCUAUGAAAGGGCAGUGAGACAAGACCUCAUCCUACCUCCCUGACCAGCUCUGGCUUCUGCUCCUGCCCCUGGCCAUUGGUGGCUAGUGGGGCCAAGAGAAGCUGGAGCAGAGAGCUGGCAUGAGUAUAGGGAAGGAGGAAGGACACGCUUUCAAUCCUCUGCCUGUGGCUCAAUCCAAAUUUGUGGAUAAGGGGCCAGAUGCAGUGGCUCACACCUAUAAUCCCAGCAUUUUGGGAGGCCAAGGUGAGUGGAUCACCUGAGGUCAGAAGUUUGAGACCAGCCUGACCAACAUGGUGAAAUGAAACCCCAUCUCAACUAAAAAUAUAAAAAUUAGCCGGGCGUGGUGGUGCAUGCCUGUAGUCCCAGCUACUCGGGAGGCUGAGGCAGGAGAAUCGCUUGAACCCAGGAGAUGGAGGUUGCAGUGAGCCAAGAUGAUGCCACUGCACUCCAGCCUGGGCUACAGAGCGAGACAGUCUCAAAAAACAAAACAAAUUUGUGGCUAAGGAGUUACCUGGGGGAAGUGGAAUGAGAGGCCUGUUGGGAAUAAAGGUUUUUCUUAGAUUCUGA
Molecule: messenger RNA, 2188 nt
Organism: Nomascus leucogenys (northern white-cheeked gibbon)
Lineage: Eukaryota; Metazoa; Chordata; Mammalia; Primates; Hylobatidae
Gene: IQCC
Product: IQ motif containing C
Molecular function (GO): protein binding
Source: RefSeq, a predicted model, not a curated record